This is a messenger RNA of Equus caballus (horse), 1250 nucleotides long. The record is from RefSeq and is a predicted model, not a curated record. Lineage: Eukaryota; Metazoa; Chordata; Mammalia; Perissodactyla; Equidae.
CCACCCCCAGCCAUAUGCAAUGGAGACUACUACAGCAGCAAUAGAAAUGCUUUUCAAUAUGCAACAGUGGUCACUGUUUGUCUCAUUGGGCCAGAUAGAGAAAAGCUGUUUGACUUCGUGGAAGAGUAGUCAAUAUCCUGUACCAGCAAAGACAAUCAACUGGAUAUUUGGAGCAGCCCUCCUCCUCAGUGUGUUUCUGCUAAUAAGUACACUCCAGAAGUUGAAAAUGGAAUUAGAUUAUUUGGAAGUAGGAGUUUAUAUUCCUUAAAUGUGAUUGUGAGAUUUACAUGUCAGCCUGGCUUUGUCAUGAAAGCACCCCAACUGCAAUGCUGGGCCAACAACACAUGGGUGCCUGAGAUGCCAAGCUGCUCCAGGGUGUGCCAGCUGCCUCCAGAAAUCCGGCAUGGUAAGCACACCCCAAGAAAUAAGGAUGACCUUUCUGGGCAGGAAGUGUUCUACAGCUGUGAGCCCAGCUGUGAUCUCAGAGGGGCUGCUUCUCGGCACUGUGCACCCGAGGGAGACUGGAGCCCUGCAGCCCUGAGAUGUGCAGUGAAAUCAUGUGCUGAAUUCCUGGACCAACUGUCUAAUGGCCAUGUGCACUUUCCACUUAAUCUCCAGUUCGGGGCAAAAGUGUCCUUCAUUUGUGAUGAGUGGUUCCGAUUAAAAGGCAGCUCCACUAGUCGUUGUGUCUUGGUUGGAAUGAAAAGCCUUUGGAGCAGCAGUGUUCCUGUGUGUGAGCAAAUCUUUUGUCCCAAUCUGGCUAUCAGGAACUACACAAGAACUUCUCUGGGAGACAUCCCCUAUGGAAAAGAAAUUGCUUAUACAUGUGACCCCUACCCAGACAGAGGGAUGAAUUUCAACCUCAUUGGAGAGUGCACCAUCAACUGCACAAGUGACAGCCAAGGGAAUGAGAUUUGAAGCAGUCCUGCCCCUCGCUGUGAAAUUUCUGGUUCUGUUAGUCAGUGCACAUUUCCCCAUGCUCCAGAUAGAUCAGAAUAUCUAGCAAUAAUACCGAUGGAAAAUCUAAAGAAGUGAUUAUCCAUUUACAUCCCCAACAAAGCAGCUGUGUUCAUCCUCAAAGUCUGCAAACAAAUCGGGAGAAUGGCAGUGUCCUUCCUUGACAGUGUACUAUAAAGCUGGAGAACGCCUCGAAUUAAAAUGUUGGUUGGAAAGGAGCCAAUUCAUUUCAACAAAAGAAGAUCUGAGACUCAUAAAAUCUUUGACGCGACUUCACACAGACGCAAAUAUGU